Microthlaspi erraticum is the source of this 804-nucleotide messenger RNA. The record is from the annotation of a GenBank genome assembly. Lineage: Eukaryota; Viridiplantae; Streptophyta; Magnoliopsida; Brassicales; Brassicaceae.
AUGCUUCCUCAGUCUAGGCAUAGGCAUUUGGUUUCUUUGAUAGGGUUAUGCGAUGAGAACAGCGAGAUGAUCAUUGUGUAUGAGUUUAUGGAGAAAGGAACGCUUAAGAACCAUCUGUAUGACUUGGAUGAUGAUGAUAGCAAGAAGUUGAGCUGGAGACAGAGGCUUGAGAUAUGUGUUGGUGCAACUACAGGUCUUCACUAUCUCCACACAGGCUCGGCUAGAGCGGUCAUUCACAGGGAUGUGAAGUCAGCUAACAUUCUCUUGGAUGAGAGUUUCAUGGCCAAAGUUGCAGACUUUGGAUUGUCUAAGACAGGUCCGGAUCUUGAUCAGACGCAUGUGAGCACCGCGGUGAAAGGAAGCUUUGGUUAUCUUGAUCCAGAGUACUUGACGAGACAGCAGUUGACUGAGAAGUCUGAUGUUUACUCUUUUGGUGUUGUGAUGCUUGAGGUACUUUACGGGAGACCAGUGAUUGAUCCAUCGCUUCCGAGAGAGGAAGAGAUAUUGGAUCCUUUUCUUGAAGGGAAAGUGAAGAAUGAAGAGAUGAAGAAGUGCUUGGGGCAAAACGGAAGUGAGAGACCAACAAUGGGAGAUUUGUUGUGGAAUCUUGAGUUCUUGCUUCAGGUACAAGCGAAAGACGAGAAAGCAGCAAUGGUGGAUGAUGAUCUAGAGGCGAGCGUCGCGGGCUCAAAUGCUUUAGUACCUGAAGAUUUAAUGGUAGUAGUUGCCAACAUCCCGCUCAAAGACCUUAAGGCAGGCACAUCAAUGGGAAACGUAUCUUAUGGAGUCAUGUCUGCUUGCUGA